CGGGGCGCCUCGUGCUGGGUUACCCGGGGCGGGGGAGCGGGCGCGCGUGAGCGAGCGAGCUCGGGGAUGCUCCCGGGAGCGCGCGGCUCGUUGCAAGGAGCGGCGCCGCUACCCAGACCCAGCUUAAGGUGGCGAGGCGGGACCAGCCACAGCGGCUUAGCGAGGCGCAUCUGCUAUUUUCCCCGAGAAACUGCUGGCUCCGAGAAGAUGAGUAUUUGAAGCGAGGCGUUUUGCUUUACCACGCGUGUAAUUACCCGGCAGCAUCUUAAUCAACUGGACCAAUCGCCACUUCUCGAUAUUUCUGACUUGCAGGCGAAUAUGGGUUUGUAGCCUUUCUCACUCGAUCAGGUCUUACUCUAGCUGUUGUGCAAAUAGCUGUCAAGGUAUAACCAUCCACGAUGACACCUUACAGCUGGCAGGUUUGCUUCCUGCAGAUAGUAUGUACCUUCACUCUUACUGGAGCUGUAUCUCUUCAUCACGAACAACCAAAGGUGCUACUGGUGUCAUUUGAUGGUUUUCGUUGGGAUUACAUCCACAAAGUUCCAACACCAAACUUCCAUUAUGUCAUGGAAAAUGGUAUUCAUGUAAAUCGGGUUACAAAUAUUUUCAUCACAAAAACUCUUCCGAACCACUAUUCUCUUAUAACCGGCCUGUACGCUGAGAGCCACGGAAUUGUAGCUAAUGAAAUGUAUGAUAAGGUUUUAAAUAAAUCUUUCUCUAUGGAGGGAAUGGAAAUGUUUGAUCCAGUUUGGUGGGAGAAGGCCUAUCCACUUUGGAUAACAAACCAGAUGCAAGGCCAUCAGAGUGGAACAGUAAUGUGGCCUGGUACCGACGUUCAAAUACAUGGCAUGUACCCAACUCACUACAUGAAGUAUAAUAUUACUGUUUCAUUUGAAGAUCGAGUGGAUCAACUGAUUGAAUGGUUCAGAGGAAUAGAACCUGUUAAUUUUGGCCUCCUGUACUGGGAGGAGCCUGACCUUUCAGGUCAUAAUUUGGGGCCAGAUAAUCCUCUCAUGGACAGGAUCAUUGCAGAUGUUGAUCUAAAGCUUGGUUAUCUGAUAGCAGAAAUUCAGAAAGCGGGACUGUGGAACACAAUCAACCUGAUAGUCACAAGUGACCAUGGGAUGACUCAGUGUUCUAGAGAGCGAAUUAUUGAAUUGGACCAAUAUGUAGAUUGUGAGCUGUACACAUGGAUUGACUUCACACCAGUCUCCGCUAUUUUGCCCAAGAAAGGCAAGCACAAUGACGUGUAUAAUGCAUUGGUGAAUGCUCACCCCAACAUGACAGUCUACAAGAAAGAAGAUAUUCCAGAUCAUUUUCAUUACAAACACAGUGACAGAAUUCAGCCAAUUUUACUUGUGGCAGAUGAAGGCUGGACCAUCAACCAAAACAAAACAUUUGGAAAAUUUACAUUGGGUGAUCAUGGAUAUGAUAACAGGAUAAAGAGCAUGCAACCAAUAUUGAUUGCCCAUGGCCCUGCUUUCAAGAAGAAUUUCAGCAUGGAAUCCAUAAGCAGUGUUGACCUCUAUCCGUUACUCUGUCACCUCUUGGGAAUUGACCCACUGCCAAAUAAUGGCACCUUUAAAAAUAUUCAGAAAUUAUUAGUUUCUGUAAGAGUGAUCACAGCUGGAAUUUCAAUAAUGGACAUUGAGUCCCAAAAUGGAUUAAACAUGUAUGCAUGGCCAGGUAUUCUUCUUGGAAGUAUUUUAGUUGUUGGAUUUUUAAUCGUAUUUGUCCAGAAAAUGACAAAAAGCCAGAUGUCGGGAUUGAAUGUUUACCAAGGUGAGAUGGCUCAACCCUUACUGCUGAGUUAAAUCCAGGACUGUUAUCUGUAUCUUAAUAUUUGAAUGUGCUAUCUGUUAUUUGGCUUUUAUUUUCUCAAAAUUCAAUUAAUCCAGUUAUGUGAUCCUAACUUUACAAGUCAAUGAUGAUUUCUGUUGGUGAAUUCCAGAUGUUUUCACAAAGAAGCUUUGGAUAGACACUGCACUGCAGCAAUGAGUACUUUUAACAUAUAAGUGAUGUGCACAAGUGAUGUAACAUUUCAGAAUAAAUAACUAUAAUAUUGUUACAGGAUUCUGGUGAGGAUAUGUCAAGAAAUAAUUGUUAAAAAUAUUAUGUUCUAAAUAUAAUUAUGAAUGCAAAUCCAUACUAUAAUCUUGUGGGGAAUUGCAACCCAAAACAACAUGUCAUACGUAAAAUGCUUAUAGAUCUUGCAAUGUUACGAAGAAAAAUAUCUCUCUAGUUUCAAGCUACAUCAUCUUAUUAAAUAAUCUACCUAAACAGUCUUUUAGUAUUUGUUUAAAUUGCCAUGCAUUGAGUAGUGCAAGGAUGACUGAGAAGGGAGAGUAAAUGACUAAUCCUAGUUUUUUAUUAACUACCAGUCAAUGCAGAACAAGUUUUGAAGCAAAUAUAAUGCUAAUCUAAUGAAUGUUCACAAACCAUACAGACCACAAACUUGGUACCAUCUGUUGGGUAUAAUGAUUUGUGCGCUGCACUGACAUGGCCUUCAUUUUUCACAAUGGUACCUUUUCUCUCUUGUUUCCUGAAAGCCAAUGAUUCUUUAUCAUAAAAUUAGAUGGGUCGAUGAGAUAAGAAACAACACUUCUCACAAGAUUUUAUUGCAUUAUGCGAUCAGUAAUGAGUUGGAAAGAACUGCUGAUGCUGGUUUAAAUCGAAGGUAGACACAAAAUGCUGGAGUAACUCAGCGGGACAGGCAGCAUCUCUGGAGAGAAGGAAUGGGUGACGUUUUGCGUCGAGACCCUUCUUCAGUAAUGAGUUUAUCUAUUGCAGCAUUAAUCAGCAUUUCAAGGCUACCACCCGUUAUGUUUGCCAUACUGCUUUAUCUCAUUUAUAGUUAUUUUAAAACCCUGUUCUGUAGGAUUCUGUUUUUUUUUUAAAUGAUUAUUUACUGCCUAUUAUUUGUUGGUUCUCUGGCUGUGGCCCUAAAAAAACUCUUGGGUUGUUUUCCUUUGUUCCUGGUAUUUUCUGUAAGUGAUGAUGGACGUAUGGUGUUUCUCACAGCUCCUUUUUGUAGUGAUAUGUACCACAUGUACUCUUGCUGUGCAAACUUCAACAUUUAAAAUUCUGCUGGUAUGUCUACUUCCAUACCAACAGGUUUAUCAGCAAAGUUGUAACACGUGGCGUAUAAAGAACAUGGUCCAUAUGGUUAGAAAGUUGGCUAAGUAACAGGCAUCAGAGGAACAGGGUGAAUUGUUUUUUAGAUUGGCGGAAGAUGUCAAUCUCGGGGUUUGCUGAAUCUUUUUGGCCAGUGGUAAUACUCACUCCUUGUUUAGUGGCAUUUCCCUUGUACAAGAAUUUGUGCAAGAAUUGUUUUUUUCAUUUCUAUUGAUGACCAGGAUUGGAGUGUGCCAGCAACAUAUGACACAAUUUGGCAGCAUUGUGAACUAUGAAAACAAUAGUGAUCGAUUGCUACACAUUAUCAGUAGAUAGUGAAAUGAGCAGAUACUUGGCAGAUGAACAUUAACGCCGAGAAAGAUGAGAUCAGUGCUUUGUUUUGUUAUGGUGGCUCAUCGGCACCAGAUUAAUACCUGGAUUGAUGUACAGCAGCCAAUAGCAUCGUGUAAACUGUUAGAAGCGAGUUGUCCACAAAAAAAGCACUGGAUGAGAUGAUGUAUUUUUAGGAUACUGUUCCAAGACGAGUGUAGAAACAGAGAGACCUGUGGGCAGUUGUGUACAAAGUAUUGAAAGUGGCAAACAUAAGAGAGUGCAGAUGCUGGAAUCUUAAGUAAAA
Amblyraja radiata (thorny skate) is the source of this 3751-nucleotide messenger RNA. It is a transcript of the gene enpp5, whose product is annotated as ectonucleotide pyrophosphatase/phosphodiesterase 5. The record is from RefSeq and is a predicted model, not a curated record. Lineage: Eukaryota; Metazoa; Chordata; Chondrichthyes; Rajiformes; Rajidae. The coding region runs from base 399 to 1814 and encodes 471 amino acids. The transcript is spliced from 4 exons.